UAAGCUCACUUACACUUCACCACCCGAAUAGAGAAAAGAAUUAAUUCUAAGGCAUAUUUUUUUUUUCACUCUCAAAUUAAUGCACAUGAACACCUACUCUGAAGCCACCACAUCACAACCAAUGCCACCCACCAUGGAUGAAGAUUUGGAGAACAACACGGAGGAUUGCAACAAUGCAAUGACUCCGAUGGUGAGAAAGAAGUCAGAACUAGUUGUGGUCACAAAUAAUGACUCUCGUUUCCAAAUGCUUAGAAAUUUCAUGACCAAUUUGCAAGAGGUCAUCUUCGGUACUAAGCUUGUGGUGCUUUUUCCGGCAGUCCCUUUGGCUGUUGUUGCAAAUUUUUAUAGCUUUGGAAGGCCUUGGAUUUUUGCUUUCAGCCUACUUGGACUUGCUCCGCUAGCUGAACGUGUUAGCUUCCUGACUGAGCAAAUUGCAUAUUUCACCGGCCCAACAGUUGGAGGGCUUCUGAAUGCAACAUGUGGAAAUGCAACCGAGAUGAUCAUAGCAUUAUUAGCACUUCACCAGAACAAAGUUCAUGUUGUGAAGUUGUCUUUGCUGGGUUCCAUUCUCUCAAACCUUCUCUUGGUUCUUGGCAGUUCACUCCUCUGUGGUGGUUUAGCCAAUCUUAAGAGAGAACAAAGAUAUGACAGAAAGCAGGCAGAUGUAAACUCACUGCUUUUGUUGCUGGGGUUACUGUGCCAUUUGCUGCCAUUGCUAUUCAAAUACGCCUUAGGAGGAGGCAAUCAUUCUAUAGCCACUAGCACUCUUCAGUUGUCAAGAGCAAGCAGCAUUGUUAUGCUUCUAGCAUAUGUUGCUUACAUCUUCUUCCAAUUGAAAACCCAUAGAAAAUUGUUUGAUGCACAAGAGGUGGACGAAGAAGAGGAAAAGGCAGUGAUAGGAUUUUGGAGUGCAUUUACGUGGUUGGUGGGUAUGACAUUGGUCAUAUCUCUGCUUUCUGAAUAUGUUGUGGGAACUAUUGAGGCUGCUUCAGAUUCUUGGGGCAUUUCUGUAAGCUUCAUUAGCAUAAUUUUGCUGCCAAUUGUUGGAAAUGCUGCAGAACAUGCUGGUUCAAUCAUAUUUGCUUACAAGAACAAGUUGGACAUAUCUUUGGGUGUUGCCAUGGGAUCUGCAACCCAAAUUUCUAUGUUUGUGGUUCCAUUAAGUGUAGUUGUUGCAUGGAUAAUGGGUAUAAGAAUGGAUUUGGACUUCAGUCUUCUUGAAACUGGAUGCCUUGCUUUUACAAUUAUAAUUACAGCGUUCACUUUACAGGAUGGAACUUCACACUACUUGAAAGGAGUGAUUCUUACACUAUGUUACGUGGUCAUUGGUGCAUGUUUUUUUGUUCUCAAAACUCCUCUAAUUGGGCAAUCUCCUAAGGCCAGUUUUGGAGCUAAAACCAUCCUUUGAAGCCAUCACCACUUAAAUGAUUUUGUUUCCGACACUAAGAUAACCAAUGUCACCCUAUGGAUAACUGAACCUCGUCUCAAGGAUCAAUUGCAGAGAUGGAUAUUUUUAUUCAUGGUGGAGAUUGUGUGCCUAUGACUGAGGCUUUGGGCAACAUCAUAAAAUAUAUAAAAAAAAAUAGUGACUUCAAUGCUUUAUAUAAUUCUUUCUUUGUAAUAAGGUUUAACAAUGACGCUUUGGGUGUGAAAUCGCGUCUACGUGUUCUUUUCCUCUGUUUUAAUUUUUCGUCAUGCCUUCUUACUCUUUAUAGAUAUUAUAAUUUUCCAUGUACUUCAUUCAUGUUCGCACCACUUUCAUGUACCAAUGAAUAAGAAUUUCUUUUUGCAUAGGAUGUAAAAAAUAUUUCUUAAUAAAAUUGUCCUUGUUACAAUU
Molecule: messenger RNA, 1837 nt
Organism: Glycine soja
Lineage: Eukaryota; Viridiplantae; Streptophyta; Magnoliopsida; Fabales; Fabaceae
Product: vacuolar cation/proton exchanger 3-like
Exons: 11
Coding region: 80-1408 (442 amino acids)
Biological process (GO): intracellular calcium ion homeostasis; calcium ion transmembrane transport
Cellular component (GO): plant-type vacuole membrane
Molecular function (GO): calcium:proton antiporter activity
Source: RefSeq, a predicted model, not a curated record